CCGGGCGCCAGGGAAAAAAAAGGGGCACGCGCGCCGCUAGUGGGCCAUUCGGCAGCAGCGGCGGUGGGAGGGUGCGACGACGAGGUGGAGUCGGAUCGCUGUUCGGGCUCCUGGUCAACCGCGCCCCCCUCCCCCCCACCCCACCUCGGGAAAGAGGGGAACGUUAGUGGCAUACGAUGGACAGUCGCAACGGCGAUUUCAAUAUCCUGUUGGGCACUGAUUCUUACAAGGUAACUCACUACCUGCAGUAUCCACCUAAUACAAGCAAGGUAUAUUCUUAUUUUGAAUGUCGUGAGAAGAGGAAGGAAGAUAUCAAAUCCAGGAAGGUGCAAUAUGAUGAGACUGUGUUCUAUGGUUUACAGUACAUACUCAAGAAAUAUUUAGCAGGCAAAGUAGUAACAAAGGAGAAAAUUCAAGAGGCCAAAGAGGUCUACAGAGAACAUUUUCAACAUGAUGUAUUUAAUGAGAGUGGUUGGAAUUAUAUUCUUGAGCAACAUGAUGGUCACCUUCCAAUAGAAAUAAAAGCUGUUCCUGAAGGAAGUGUCAUUCCUCGGGGAAAUGUUCUCUUUACGGUUGAAAAUACAGAUCCAGAGUGCUAUUGGCUAACCAACUGGGUUGAGACCAGCCUUGUUCAGACUUGGUAUCCAAUCUCUGUGGCCACAAAUUCCAGAGAGCAAAAGAAAAUUUUAGCUAAGUACCUGAUGGAGACUGCUGGUAAUUUAAAUGGUCUGGAAUACAAGCUUCAUGACUUUGGUUACAGAGGGGUCUCAUCGCAAGAGACGGCAGGAAUAGGGGCAUCUUCCCAUCUAGUAAACUUCAAAGGAACAGACACAGUUGCAGGAAUCACAGUCAUCAAGAAAUAUUAUGGAACGAAAGAUCCUGUGCCAGGGUUUUCAGUACCAGCAGCAGAACACAGUACAAUUACAGCUUGGGGAAAAGACUGUGAAAAAGAUGCCUUUGAACACAUUAUGAAGAAGUUUUCCACCGUGCCAGUAUCAAUCGUCAGUGACAGUUACGACAUUUAUAAUGCUUGUGAAAAAAUCUGGGGUGAGGACCUGAGAAGUUUGAUAGAGUUACGGAGUCCUGAAGCUCCACUUAUUAUACGACCAGAUUCAGGAAAUCCACUUGAUACAGUUUUACAGGUUCUUGAAAUCCUGGGAAAGAAAUUUCCACCAACAGAGAACUCUAAAGGUUAUAAGGUGCUUCCUCCUUUCUUGAGAAUUAUUCAGGGAGAUGGUGUGGAUAUAAACACUCUACAAGAGAUCGUACAGGGAAUGCAAGCACAUAAGUGGAGCAUUGAGAACAUUACCUUUGGAUCUGGUGGUGCUUUGUUGCAGAAAAUGACCAGAGACCUCCUGAACUGUUCAUUCAAAUGUAGUUAUGUUGUAACCAAUGGACUUGGGGUAAAUGUUUUCAAAGAUCCAGUCAUGGAUCCAAACAAGCGAUCCAAGAAAGGACGUCUAUCUUUGCAUUGUACUCCUGCAGGGCAUUAUGUCACACUUGAAGAGGGUAAAGGAGAACUGGAAGAAAAUGGUCCUGAUCUUCUGCAUACAGUUUUCAAGAAUGGCAAAGUUAUAAAGGCUUAUACUUUUGAUGAAGUGAGGGAAAAUGCUCAGCUGAAGAUGAGUAGAUGUGGAGAACUUCAAUAAAUUCAAAUUCAUGUCAAAUAUAUAUAUAUGUACACAAUGAAGUCAAGUCUGUCGCGGGUUCAAUGCACAGAUGUAUAUAUGAUUUUAAAAUUUGCCUAUGAAGUUGAAAAAAUUUAUAAUAGUCACAUAUAAAACAGCAAAUGAAGUCCACCCAUACCCUGA
Hemiscyllium ocellatum (epaulette shark) is the source of this 1811-nucleotide messenger RNA. RefSeq names its product nicotinamide phosphoribosyltransferase 1 (gene nampt1). Lineage: Eukaryota; Metazoa; Chordata; Chondrichthyes; Orectolobiformes; Hemiscylliidae. The record is from RefSeq and is a predicted model, not a curated record. Gene Ontology annotation, biological process: NAD+ biosynthetic process. Gene Ontology annotation, molecular function: nicotinamide phosphoribosyltransferase activity. The transcript is spliced from 11 exons. The coding region runs from base 177 to 1649 and encodes 490 amino acids.